CUGUCGGCUGAUUCUUCCGCGAGCUGUCACGAGUCUGAUGUGGAUUAAUACUUGAUUAAUUUAUUACAUUUUCUCGGUAUUAAAAAGAAGAAACGUGACAUUGCCCAGCUAUGGAAGUGUCCGAACCUUUUAAUGAAGCUGAGCGUCCGCAACACCAUCCGUUUCUGAUAGGGGUUAGUGGAGGUACAGCCAGCGGCAAGUCCACAGUGUGUGCCAAAAUCAUGGAGCUGCUGGGCCAGAACAAGGUGGAUCAUCACCAGCGCAAAGUGACCAUAGUGAGCCAGGACAGUUUCUACCGAGUGCUCACUACAGAACAGAAGGCCAAAGCUCUGAAGGGCCAGUACAACUUCGACCAUCCAGAUGCAUUUGAUACGGAGUUGAUGUUGCGGACACUGAAGGAUAUUGUAGAGGGAAAAGUCGUGGAGGUUCCAACAUACGAUUUCGUCACUCAUUCCAGGUUACCAGAGAAGAUCCGUGUCUAUCCAGCUGAUGUGGUUUUAUUUGAAGGGAUUCUGGUGUUCUACACACAGGAGGUCAGAGACAUGUUUCAUAUGAAACUGUUUGUGGAUACAGACUCAGAUGUACGCCUGUCACGCAGAGUUCUGAGAGACAUGGCGAGAGGGCGUGACCUGGAGCAGAUCCUCACGCAGUACACCACCUUUGUUAAGCCUGCCUUUGAAGAAUUCUGUCUUCCAACCAAGAAGUAUGCUGAUGUUAUCAUUCCUCGUGGAGUGGACAACAUGGUGGCGAUAAACCUGAUCGUGCAACACAUCCAGGACAUCCUAAACGGCGAAAUCUGCAAGUGGCAGAGGACCCCCGUUAACGGACACGCGAACGGGCAGAGCUUGAAGAGGGCCAUGGUGGAACAGGGGGAGAAAUCCGGUGCAGGACAAGGCACCUCCACAAAACGGCCCAUGAUGGAGCCUAGCACGCGGCCACACUAACGCUCACGUACGGAAAGAAAGUGGUUGUGGUUGAAAUUUGAAAGCUUUGGACAUUUUUGCAUGGUUUAAAUCACAUAUGUAGAGGAACACAUACACACACAGAGAAAAUCAUGCUGGUUCAACUAGAACCUUGGAGUGAGGAACACACUGGAUGAACUGAUCACAGAUCGUAUUAUUCAGUAUCUAUAGAACUAUAAAAUAUUCUAUAUUAUAGUAUCGGGCUUUGAUAUUUGCCCCAGGUAAACCUUCUGUAGCUUUUAUACCAAAAAUACAAGAAUGUAUCAGUGUAUAUUAAUUGUACAUUAGAUUAUUUAUAGCAGCGAGUGAACGAGUGAGUUGAAGAAAAGAAAAAGUUUAAAAUGAAGUCUAUUACUGUCCUGUUUUUAUCUAUUCAACAUAAUACAGAUAUCAAAGCUUUACUGGCCAAAACCAACAUCCUCCCAGUAACCGAGAUGACUUUCUGUACACAAGUAAGGCAAAGUGUUAAAAGGCACAAUGACAUCGUAACACAUUAGGUAGUGUGGGUGCUGCAGAGCUCCACUGACCUGCUUUCAAUCCACACCUCUGGUUACUGCCGGUGUGAAUACUGACAGGAUUUUGGUAAGGAAUUUGGCAACACAAAAAACAAGAUCAUUUGCAGCCCACGACAGAGCAAGUGGUUGGAACAGGGAUAGAGCAGAAAUGAAAACUGGUUGUCACUAUAUAGCAAGUUGCUCAGAGCACCUGAGCUCAGCGAUUUAGGUACUGGACUAGUAAUCAUAAGGUUGCUGGUUAAAGCCGCACUUUUGCCAACUUUCCACUGUUAGGCCCCUAAGCAAGGCCCUUAACCCACAAUUGCUUAAACUGUAUUCAGUGAUAAGUGUAAGUCACUUUGGAUAAAAGCGUCUGCUAAAUGCCACAAAUGUUAAUUACAUUUUGUGUAUCCCAAAUGUAGAACACCUUUAUUUGUCAUAUAUACAUAUACACCGACCAGGCAUAACAUUAUGACCACUGACGGGAAGUGAAUAACACUGAUUAUCUCUUUAUCAUGGUAUCUGUUAGUGGGUGGGAUAUAUCAGGCAGCAAGUGAACAUUUGAUCCUUGAAGUUGACGUGUUAGAAGCAGGAAAAAUGGCCAAACAAUGGCUAGAUGACUGGGUGUUUCCGUAUGUAUCAAAAGUGGUCCAAAUGUUGUUCAUAUAUGGGCGGGACUAAGCAGGAUGGGGUCUCUCUCUCAUGACUAAUGCAAUUACAAUCUUUGCUUGCUAAUUGAUGGCGCCUGCACAGAGAUGAGAAAAGAGUGCUCUCAGGGUGAGUCUCUCCGUACACAACGCUGAGCUGCACUACUCUCGUCAAAGUGUAGGUGAUGAGAUGCAUAUGGCUGCUGCCCAUGUGUCGGAGGGGGUGUGGGUUAGCUUCGUUCUCCUCAAUCAGAGCAGGGAUUGGCAUUGGUGGAGAGGAAGCGUGACGCAAUCGGGCAAUUGGACGCGCUAAAAAGGGAGAAAUGCAUAAAAGAAAAAAAUAAAUAAAGUGGUCCAAGGAAGGAACAGUGGUAAACCGGCGAGAGGGUCAAGGGCGGCCAAGGCUCAUUGAUGCACGUGGGGGGCGAAGGCUGGCCCGUGUGGUCCGAUCCAACAGACGAGCUACUGUAGCUCAAAUUGCUGAAGAAGUUAAUGCUGGUUCUGAUAGAAAGGUGUCAGAAUACACAGUGCAUCACAGUUGCAGGGCUGUUUUGGCAGCAAAAGGGGGACUAACACGAUAUUAGGAAGGUGGUCAUAAUGUUAUUCCUGAUCGGUGUACACUUGUACAGUACAAUGAAAUUCUUUCUUCACAUAUCCUAGCUUGUUUGGAAGUUGGGGUCAGAGCGCAGGGUCAGCCAUCGUACGGCGCCCCUGGAGCAGACAGGGUUAAGGGCCUUGCUCAAGGGCCCAACGGUGGCUGCAUGGCAGUCAUUUGACAGCCCAAACCUCUACCCACUAGGCUACCACUGCCCCAUCACUAUAAACAAUGCUGUAGUCUAGGAAUACAAAUAGACAUAAACACCAAGACGAUGUUAAACUGUAAAUCUGGACUACCAAAGCUAAACCUGUGGUUUAAAGAAAAGACAAUUAGCCUAUGUGCACUAAAAUUCUAGCACCUACCUAAUGCACAUGUAAUCCCACUAUGAUUCAAAUGUAUGUGGACACCCAAUGCUAAAUGUGUAUAAAAGCAGUUACAUGGUAAGAGUUUGGAACAGGCCCAUUUCUGCUUCAGCCAUGCACAAAGCAAGGUCCAAAAAAGACUUGAUUCGGACACAUCGACCUCACAAAACAUCUUAAGGAUGAAUGGGAAUAUCAACUGUAAACCAGGCUGUCUUGUCAAGCAGCGGAAUGCGCAUAUUUCCUCAGACUUAAAGAUUAAAGGCUGUUAUAACAGCUAUAUAAUCAUAUUUAAUGCCUUCGGGUUUAAAUGAGAUGUUUAACAGGGUAGCACUGUCGCCUCACAGCAAGAAGGUCCUGGGUUCGAUCCCCAGGUGGGGCGGUCCGGGUCCUUUCUGUGUGGAGUUUGCCUGUUCUCUCUGUGUCCGUGUGGGUUUACUCCGGGUGCUCCGGUUUGCUCCCACAGUCCAAAGACGUGCAAGUGAGGUGAACCGGAGACACUAAGUUGUCCAUGACUGUGUUCGAUAUAAUCUUGUGUAAUGAGUAACUACCGUUCCUGUCAUGAAUGUAACCAAAGUGUAAAACAAGACGUUCAAACCCUAAUAAACAAACAAGUGUCCACAUACUUUUUGCCAUGUAGUAAGAAGGAAGCCGAUGCAAAUUAAAUCACAGUUCUAGACUGAUGUGACACCUUAUAUUAAAGCCUUGUUCUGCUUUAUUCUAACUAUUUAUUCUUACUGAACCGUUUCUGCAUUGUAAUCGAUUGAUUUUGAAGCACCUUUUGCAGACUUGAUCGCAGCAUUUUAAAUUCACAUUUCUGUUGAACUUCAUACCAUUUUAAAAUAGAAAUGUUUAUUUGAAAUGACUGAAGUAGGUUUUGAAGUCAUAUGUAGCUGCCUUACCCAUAAAUAAUGUUGUAGUAAUAAUAAUAAAGUAUUUAUGAGUAUUAACAUGCUGCUCUGAUAACCACAGAUUCUAUGUGGAUCUAUUGUAUGUGGGUUUUAAAUCGUUUUUUUUUUAAAUAUUGAUUUGAAAUUGUCUGGUUUUUUUUUUUUAUAGAUUUGAACAGAUUAUUUUUUUUAGUCAAAGCAUUUUGUCCAUCAUUUCUUUGUACGUUUGUCAUUUAAAUAAAGAUUAAAGUUAAUUAACA
Trichomycterus rosablanca is the source of this 4210-nucleotide messenger RNA. RefSeq names its product uridine-cytidine kinase 1 (gene uck1). The transcript has 7 exons. The record is from RefSeq and is a predicted model, not a curated record. Bases 111 to 944 code for a protein of 277 amino acids. Gene Ontology annotation, molecular function: ATP binding; ribosylnicotinamide kinase activity. NCBI's taxonomy places the organism in Eukaryota, Metazoa, Chordata, Actinopteri, Siluriformes, Trichomycteridae. Gene Ontology annotation, cellular component: cytoplasm.